Cyprinodon tularosa is the source of this 1943-nucleotide messenger RNA. RefSeq names its product gastrula zinc finger protein XlCGF8.2DB-like. Bases 150 to 1040 code for a protein of 296 amino acids. The transcript has 3 exons. The record is from RefSeq and is a predicted model, not a curated record. NCBI's taxonomy places the organism in Eukaryota, Metazoa, Chordata, Actinopteri, Cyprinodontiformes, Cyprinodontidae.
UUCCAGAUCACCUUCAGGAUUAUGUUGGAAAAGAGGAGGAUUUCUGUGAACAGGAGAGGAAUUCCAGUUUGGACCAAGAGGAACCACAACCUCUGCAGAUAAAAGAAGAGCAGCAAGAACCAGAACAUCCCUGGACAAAAGAGGAAAUCAUGGAGCUCAUCAUAGGUGAGCAGGAAGAGCAGCUUGUUCUGAGGCACGAGACUGAAGAUACAUGCGAGGAACAUUUCCCGUGUUUGAAAUGUGGAGAAAACUUUCCAAAAAAAGAACAUUUAAUGGAUCACAUGAGCACUCACUCAGGCAAGAAGAUUAAUGACUGUCUGUCCUCUGGAAAAAGCUUCUCUCAGAAAUCAGAUCUUGGUGCACACAUCAGACUUCAUACAGACCGCCUGCAGGAUUAUGUUGGAAAAGAGGAGGAUUUCUCUGACCAUCAGCUCUGUGGACAGGGGAGGAAAUCCAGUUUGGACCAAGAGAAAUCUGAACAUCCGCAGAUAAAAGAAGAGCAUCAAAAGCCAGAACAUCCCUGGACAAAAGAGGAAACCAUGGAGCUCCCCAUAAGUGAGCAAAAAGAGCAGCUUGUUCUUAAGCAGACAAUUAGAGAUACAAGAGAGAAUCCUUUCCCAUGUUUGACAUGUGGAGAAAACUUUCUUAAAAAAAAGCAUUUAAUGGUUCACAUGAAAACUCACAAAGGUGAGAAGUUUUAUUGUCUGUCCUGUGGAAAAUUUUUCUCAAAGAAAUCUAGACUUGAUAAACAUAUGAUAAUUCACACAGGUGAGAAGCCUUUUGAAUGUCUGUCCUGUGGAAAAAGCUUCACUCAGAAAUCUAAUCUUGAUACACACAUCAGAUCUCACACAGGUGAGAAGCCUUUUGAAUGUCUGUCCUGUGGAAAAAGCUUCACCUCUAACUCUGAUCUUAAUACUCACAUCAGAAUUCACACUGGUGAGAAGCCUUUUUCAUGUACCAUUUGUAACAAUAAAUUUACUCAAAAGGGUAGUUUGACUUCUCACAUGAGAAUUCACACAGGUGUGAAGCCUUUUGAAUAAGUCACUGCAGUUAGAUGCCACAGGAAUGAACAGUAGAGGUGUUUACCAUGUUUGACUGGUGAUAAAAUGUCCAUCUAGAAACUCCUUCACCUCAUUACAUGAGAAACUCACGGGUUAAUGUCUUUUUUUGAGGAAAGUUUUGAGAUUAAUUAACAACUCUGUUUACAUAGAAACUAGAACUGAUAAGGUGUUAUAUAGUAAAUCUGGUAAAUACUCAGGUCCUGGGUGAAUAUUUGGAAGUGAACAUUUGAAAGUUAAUUAUAUUGGACCUGAGUAAAUUAGAAUUAAAUGGCCAGAAAAUGUUGAAAUUUAUGAUUUCUUAUUUUUUCUGUAAUGAGGGGAAUAAACAUGAUAAAGUGCAACAACAACAUAUUAGUUACAGAUGAAGCAAGUUUGCUGUCCAUAGAACAAGCAAUUGAUAAGUUUAAAUUGUAAAUAUAAAAUCAAGGCAGACCCAUACUGUGCAAUGUUGGCAUGGUGUUGCACAUCUUUUUCUGAAUGAAUUUAUUUAGAAAAAAAACCCUCCAGUUUUAGUUUUUACUUCAAAUUUUAGUUGAAUCAUAAGCUAUCGGUUGGAUAUAUUCCAGAAACAGACUUUUAUUCAGAUGAAAAUAUCCUCAGAUGAAAAUAAAAGCAAAGCUAAGACAGAUUUAAUGAGCUUUGCUCAGUUUUGCUUUUGUUUUUGGAGGAUUUUCUAAGAGAUCAGCUGCAAAUGAUCAGAGUUUAGCUAAUUCAGUGUCUUGUUGGCUUUCAUUAGCAAUGCAUCAAUCAGCCCUGCUACGUGUGUUGUUGAAACCAGGCCCACCAAAACUCCAACUGUUUUUGGCACAGUGUUAGAGCUAUGGUCAAUAGAUAUUAGAAUGAAGUAGAUCAUCUAUAGAGGAGUCUCAGAUGAAGAUUUGG